AUGACCGGCGACCCUCCUCGCUCUCGCCUUCAACCGCUUUCGCAGCUCAAAGCGGGACCAACCACUUUCAGCUCCAAGUCCACGGCCUUACCUGGUUCUUCAAAUCUCUCAACUUCGUACCCUCCCCAAAGGCCUCCGCUGUCAAAGUCCGUUAGUCGGGAUGAACAGGCUGGUGCGACCAGCGAUAAGGCAACAGCAGCCUUGAUCCGACGCGUCUUGUGUCCCCAGACUGGCACCCAUGGUGGAGCUUCCACCCCCCAGCCUCCGGGAGACUUGCUACCGCCGCUCACGAGCUCCAACGAGAUCGAUUUCCAGCUCUAUGCCAUUGUCGCCGCCAUAGUGAAGGAGUUUGUUCUUUCGUGGUACUUGAAGAUCACACCGGAUCAAAUUCUGGUGAACGAAGUGCUCCAGGUAAUUGCGCAUUGCACUCGUGCGCUGGAGCAGAGACUUCGAGGAACCGACGUUGCACAGCUGCUUCUGGACGAAAUUCCGGCUCUGGUUGAAGCACAUAUUACCUCGUACAGGCUUGCUAGGGAACAGUCUCGACUGUCUGGACUCUCUCCAUCCGCUCGUGAAAUUUAUCAUGCCUUGCACCCGCAUCCGGCGUUUUCACCCAUCCCGAAUCCCUCGAACGCGAACGCCGUUGAGCGACAGCGCGCAAACGAGGCCGCAUAUCGACAGCUACUUGCGCAGGGAGUGUUGGCCGUACUUCUCCCGACGGAGGACCUAGAGAAUGCUUGUCUGCGGACGCUGGCCAGCGAUAUUUUGGCUGACCUGAUCUUGGGAGCCCAAAUUAGUGGAAAGCUGUGUGAAGGGUGGUUUCUGUGGGAGAGUAUCACAAAGCUUGUGGAUACUGUGGGACGCCAACCCAUCCCGGAGGAUGACACAAACACGACAGUACCCCUUAAACAUGACCAAUUACGGAAGUUUGGGCUGCUCACCUCCAGGGAAGAGUUCCAGAAACGCCAUCCAUCCAAGCACCAGGUACCGCUUGCAGAGUGGAUGUGGAACAUUCUCCAGGGGGCAUAUCUGGUCUACGUGGCUGUACGUUUCAUCGUGACGGGGCUCUUUCGCGUUGCAACCGCGCCCUCGGCUUCCACAAUUCCUAUCAGCCAUACACAAGAGGCGUCGCCUUUACGCGACCCCCCUGAAAAGCACCCUGUGCUGGACUACGGACUGUACAGGAUGCUUUCCCAACUACUCGAUGUCCCUCGGCGAAUGCCGUGGCUAAGUGGGUUGCUGGCACUGUCCCAAUACCUGAUCCUGGCAGGCCCAGGCCGAUUAGGUGACACCGGCAGCGUUCUUGAUAGGUUCCUCCACGAGACCAUUCAAGACUAUAUUCUGACCCCCACUUUACUGCCCAACCUGCUCCGCGCGUCCAGGGCGGCACUUUUCCCUUUGAACGCCCUUCCGGGUCAGGCCGCGGCGGGUACGAAUGCCACCGGCCCUCCGACGCCGCACUUGCCUGUGCAACCUCCAGUUUCGCCUACAGAGAGGGAUCCUGGUAGCGAUGCCGCUGGCGCAAGUAACGCCAGCAGUGGCGUCUCUACGCCUAACCUCUCAGCGACCGCGCCUUCCGUCUCUCCGGACCCACGUCCAUCCGCGGCCGAAAUCGCUUCCAUCAAGCGACGGUGCGCGGUGAGCCUUUUAUUGCGGAUUCCUCGUCCAAUUGCACAGCGCUUCUUUGGUAUUCCCGCCAAUGGCCAUGGACACACACCCCUAGACGGGGAAGCGUCCCCUGGACAGGACUGCCAGCGGUCAGAGUCUUCCCGGGCGUCGUCGCCGGCUCCCCCCGCCUCCACCAGCCUAGAAGAGUCGCUUCUCCUCGCAGCGAUCGAGAACGAUCUUCUCGAUCUAUUUGCGGAUGAGUACUGUAAUAAACAUCUAAUCUAUUCGAUCAUCGAAGCUAUCCUGGCGAAGCUUCUCCCGGAAUUAUCGGAGCGCAGCCCAACGGAACUAAUGGAGGACAGAGGGGUGAUCACCACUUUCACCAUAUGA
Molecule: messenger RNA, 1998 nt
Organism: Aspergillus tanneri
Lineage: Eukaryota; Fungi; Ascomycota; Eurotiomycetes; Eurotiales; Aspergillaceae
Exons: 3
Coding region: 1-1998 (665 amino acids)
Biological process (GO): endosome to lysosome transport; protein targeting to lysosome; early endosome to late endosome transport
Cellular component (GO): early endosome; late endosome; extrinsic component of endosome membrane
Molecular function (GO): phosphatidylinositol binding
Source: RefSeq, a predicted model, not a curated record